This is a messenger RNA of Aspergillus pseudotamarii, 1554 nucleotides long. RefSeq lists its product as uncharacterized. NCBI's taxonomy places the organism in Eukaryota, Fungi, Ascomycota, Eurotiomycetes, Eurotiales, Aspergillaceae. The record is from RefSeq and is a predicted model, not a curated record. The transcript is spliced from 3 exons. Bases 249 to 1301 code for a protein of 350 amino acids.
UGUGAGCUUUAUCGUUUUGAGGGAUUUGUUGCCGCAUAUCUGAACGCUUUCGCUUUCACCAUUUUUGUGUGCCAUUUCCCCGAAAGCGGAAUUAGCUUGUAGCUCAUACCGAUAAAAGGACAGCAGCGUUCAGUAUAGGACGAUCUAACAAAGUGCUGACAUCAAAACUGUCCGGCGGGUGAAGUUUGCUGGUCGUUACUUUUGUUCGCCAUCAGCGCAAAUGUGAUUCCAGUGACAAGUUAUUCAUCAUGGGAUCAGUCCUGUUACCUCAAACAGAAUCGCCAAAUUCGUAUCAGUCGACCUCUCGGGAAUUACUUGGUCCAUCUUCAGACUUCGGCUACAUUGAAAAUAACUAUGUUAGAAGCUCCCCAGGCUUCCAGGGUAGUCGUGUGCCGUCCGCAUCAAUGAGACGUGGAGAAUAUAUACCCAAUGGACAACGAACUCCUGCUAAUAGCGCCGGGCAUCAGGGCUAUCGCAUAUCUUCAGCGCCUACUUCACCGCAUCAGUUCGCUAUAAGCUUGCCGCAAUCAUCAUAUGCACCAAGGGAAACUUAUUACAGAAUCAACGCGCGACCUAGGCCAGAGCAGACCGAUUUUGCCGACAGGAACCAGUCGUACAUUAGGUCGGAACAGGGAACUCAGGACAAUGUUCAUGCGCAAAGAGACGUCGGUAGCUCCAAUCGUCGCUUACGAUCGUUUACCACGAGACUAAAAGAAAAGAAUACGAGACGACAGCUUACCACACUUGCCAUAUCUGCUAUUUUCCUAAUCCUAGCCCUUUCUCUUUUUUUUGCGUUCGCUGUCUCCAAAUCGCACCUAGGCCACGAACUUCAUAUACUUUUGAUAUUUAUGAUUCUGAUCCUUAUUGUUGUCUUUUGUCACUCCCUCAUCCGAUUUUCAAUGAAGGUUUUGCGAGGUUCCAGAUCUGCUGUGGCUAUGAAUCGGAUACCAAGCAGGGCGAGGCCAACUGGCUACGCUCAGCCAGAGUAUCCCAUUCAUGUUACUCUCGCUGGGGACGAGGAGAUUUUGACUGAAAACAAUGGUGCCAGGCGGAGGAAGGUCACGCCCCCGCCUCCAGCGUAUGGCCUCUGGAGAAGUAGCGUUAGAAUUAAUCCAGACUUACUAUAUUGGCACCGUGUAGCCAGCAAUGCCCCCUCUUUGCCGCAACAUGCAAACGAGGCACAAGGUUUGGGCGGCAAGACCCCAUUACCACGGCCCCCCAGCUACACUUCUGACAAUGGUAUCGAUUAUGUGAUUGAAGCACAACCCCGAUCGCUUACCCAAGGCCCUUCUGCUGAAUGACUAGGACGUCAAUGAUAGUCUUUAUGUGGAGCUAGUCGCCACCUCAUCUGAUGUCGUUCAUUCUUUACGUUUCUACAAGAACCAAUUUCUUUGCCCGCCACAUCAUCACCAUAUGCAUAUUAGCUAUCAUUUUGUUAAGAUAUAUCGGGAGGUUCGUUGGGUGUUACAAUAUUUGUCUUGAGCGGGAGUUAUCAGGGCAGAAAAGUAAUUAACCAUACAUAGCAGUGCUGGUCAGUCUAUAGUCAUCAUGUUC